GGGUAACACGCAGCUGAAGCAGGGCGGAGCCGCGCGGUGUGAAACGUGGACGGCUCCCUUUUCAGAACAGGCUACCAGAGGAAGGACGCCUCACAGCGUGUCAACGACUGCGUGACUGGAGCAAUCCUUUUGAUGUGUACGGGCGGCAGGACUUCGAAAGAAGAUGGUAAUCGGCGAUGUCGUCAACGUGAGCCAGCCAACAGUGUCGCGGGCAAUUGCAACAUUGUCAAGAGCGCUUGCAAGACUCCGGCCGGAUCAUGUGAGACUGCCAACGCCCGAUGAAAUUCCAGACGUACGUCUGCAGUUCUACAAGAUCGCAGGCUUUCCUGGCGUCACAGGAUGUAUAGAUGGGACACACAUACCAAUACAAAGUCCCGGUGGUGAAAACGCCGAACUGUUUCGCAACAGGAAAGGAGUCUUCUCGGUGAAUGUCCAAGUUGUGUCCGGACCCAACCUGGAGUUCUACGAUAUUGUGGCAAGCUGGGCUGGGUCAACUCACGACAGCCGCAUUCUGCAGAAUAGCAGAUUCGGCACCUUGUUGGAGAAUUCGCAGUACCCAGGCAUCAUCCUUGGAGACUCUGGCUAUGCCUGCAAGCCACAUCUUCUCACACCUUUGUUGAAUGUACAGACUGCCAGUGAGGAAAGGUAUAAUAAAGCUCACAUCAAAACACGGAACUCGAUCGAAAGAGCUUUCGGAGUCUGGAAGCGGAUGUUCCCUUGUCUCACAAAGAAGCUGGCAACAAAGUUAGAGACGACAGUUGCCAUAAUCACUGCCACCGCUGUCCUCUACAACAUCUGCCGAAAAAGAAACCUGCUGACCAUGCCGGAUGAAACAGAAGAGGUCGACAGUGAGGCUGUGGAGAAUGCCACAGAUGAUAGAUUAGGGGUGGCAGCAAGACGUGCAUUCAUCCAGCGACAUUUCAGAAGUUAGAAUUAGGUUUUUAUGAGACGUGAGACAAGUGAUGUUCUGAGGCUGGAACGCAUAGAAAGGACAAAUACAUACAAGGCCUCAAGUGCCUCACAAAUUAAUGACGAAAGAUGGAAGUCACUAAAAAGGUUAGUCAGCUGUAGGACUCUAACCCACAUCUUCUGGAUUACCGGUCCAGGGCUCUACCAUGUUCAAAUGAUGCCGCUUGCGUCGAUCCUGUCGUAUGAAUGUGUGUAUGAGUGAGAAAAAUGUAAGAUGAUGAUGAUUAGGAGUUUAGUGGCGCAACGACAACAAGAGAAAAAUGUAAGAGUCAAAGGGGGAUGAAUGAGAGAGAGUGGUUGGUUUGUCCCUUCAGAUGGACGCUCCCUUGGAAGUCACUGGGGAGGUGUGUUAGCUUAGCUCAAUUGGUAGAGGCCUGGGCCAGUAAUCCAGAAGAGGUGGGUUCGAGUCCUAAAGCUGGCUAGCCUUGCCAGUGACUUCCAUCUUUCAUCAUUAAUAGGUUUUUAUUUUACACGCUCAAUAGUCACAAAAAUGUUUCAUGCAUUGGGCUGCCAAUACUCUGCCCUUGUAGUUGCUUGAGGAGCAACUGCUCUUUCAGUUCCGCAAUUCUUAGCUUCUUCCUGUAAAUUGCCAGUUUUGCAUCAUUUUGUUGUUGAGCAAACUUCUUUUUCAAUUCAUAAAGCCCCAGUGCUGCUACUUUCUCUGCUUCAACCUUUUCCACACGGGCUGUGACCUCUUCCCUGACCUGUUCUGCGAUAGUAUGGGGCCUUUUUCUUGUUGUGAGCUGUGACUCUGUGGCUUGCACAUGGGAUCCUACAGUGCGGAAGAUUACAAUUAUUAUGUGAUAUAUGCAGAUACUUUGUUUCCCCUUUCUUUUUUUUUCUGCUAGUAAAUCCCCCCCCCCCAGAUACUUUGCUCUCAUAUGCCAUUAACCUCAAGACUAGUACGAAGCCAUCAGAGAAAGUCAUGGUAUCAGAGAAGGACACUGUCAUGGUAAUUUUAUUUGAGAUUGAGCUGUAGGUCUCUCCAAGGUCAGGCGCUGUGUGGAUAUUGUAUGUGUGGGGAUCCAUUUAGACGAAUAUGUUUAGAGUGGGGAUAUUUUUGGGGGUGGGUACUUUGCUGUGUAAAUAAUGUUUCACAAUAAACAUGUUGAGUAC
This is a messenger RNA of Ornithodoros turicata, 2085 nucleotides long. RefSeq names its product putative nuclease HARBI1. The transcript has 5 exons. NCBI's taxonomy places the organism in Eukaryota, Metazoa, Arthropoda, Arachnida, Ixodida, Argasidae. Bases 164 to 931 code for a protein of 255 amino acids. The record is from RefSeq and is a predicted model, not a curated record.